AUGUGGGAUAGGACGCUGAACUCAUUCAACAAAGGUUACCAUUGGUUAAAAAAAGAGGAGGAGGGUGCACGGGAGCAGAAUGGGACGAGACAUGGCUUGGGAGAGGAUAGAGAGGCGAACGAUGGGCAAGAGCUAGCGAGACGGAGAGCACAAUCUAACGUCAUCCCAAUGCUUCCGAAAGCCUUCACCUUCAAGAGACAGAACUCGGAGAUGCGAGACCGGUUGAUGCCACACGAACCGUCCCCUGCAGAGCGAAGGGCACAUUCGACAGACAGACGAGUUAUACCAGGCCAUAAUCACGACAUAUCACCACCUCCCCUACCCCCUUACGCAUCCGCUCCACACAUCAUACCGGCUCCAGAAACGACUUCACACUUGGUCCUUGACGACACCGAGGUGUCACCGAAUGCGAACCAGACUGACAAUCAGUAUGCGGAGGACGACCAGUCUAUAUCAUUAGGCUCUAUACAUCAAGCGUUGGAAUCCGUAGCGGACAGUCUGGAAGACCCGGUUUUCCAAGCCGAGCUGGAGCUACGAUGGAUCUUGAACCUUAGCAUGCAUUUCCGUGACAUGUCCGACCGCGAGAAGUUUUUCAUCACAUAUGCGGCGGAGCCCAACCGCUGGCUACGGGUUACGGUCUCCCUGGACUACCGAAAUCUCGAUUCCUUACCCAACGAUUCGCUUGAGGCGGACCUCAAAUCAUUGCAUUACCAACGGGACAAGUCCGCCAGGAUCUAUGAAGCCGUAAGAGACAGCCUGAGUGAUAUCAAAUGGUACGACACGGUGACGAAUCUCAAGCUGCAAACCCAAGAUGGCAGGCUCCAUGUGCACGUCACAGAAGAUGUCUACGAGAAUAUCCAGUAUCCCGCAGCCUCGGUCAUCGGGCAUCUCGAAUGUCCUCAUAUCCCCGAGAGUGAUGUCGAGUUCGAUAGCCAUAUUAGUGGGUUUGUGUAUCGGGUUCGGGUUAACGGCUACCCAUCUCACAAUGAUGCCUCCAUUUCGCCGCCAGUGGACAACUUGUUCAUUAAGAAAGAGAUCCCAGGACCGGAUGCGGUAGAAGAGUUCCUCUACGAGAUCAACGCGCUGGCUUCGCUUAGGCAUUCGCACCAUGUCGUCCACUUCGACGGUAUCAUUGUUUCCCAUGACUCUCAAUCUCCUAAUGCCGAUUCCGCGCCAGCCGAGACUCCUAAAAUCAAGGGACUUCUUCUUCGGUACGCUUCUAAGGGUGCUCUGAUCGACAUUCUCUAUGACAACCGCAUCAUUCCUUCUCCGACCCAAGCCCACCAUCCGUCUCCCACCUCGACCGGUGCGCUGGCGGAUAUGGAUGGGACUUUGUUGCCUCUUGAUCUUCGGCUCCGCUGGGCCUACCAAAUUCUGGUUGGUUUACAGGACAUUCACGCAGCCGGAUUCGUUCAGGGAGAUUUUACUUUGAGCAAUAUCGUACUCGAUUCGGAGAACAAUGCGCGGAUCAUCGACAUCAAUCGACGAGGAUGCCCCGUAGGCUGGGAACCACCUGAGCUAGCUUCGAUCAUCAAGUCCGGUGGACGCGUCGCCAUGUACAUUGGCGUCAAGAGCGACUUGUUCCAGGCGGGAAUGGUCCUCUGGGGUCUCGGUGAAGGCUGGGAUGAGCCCGAGCGAGUAGAGCGCCCGCUCACUGACAGGUGGGGAUGCAAGGGCGGUGAUGCUCCUGGAUGGUUCCGGGACCUCACAGCUAUGUGUCUAAGCGAGAGACCGCAUGAUCGUCUCCCUGCAGAAGAGCUGGUUCGAAGAUUUGAACAG
This is a messenger RNA of Eremomyces bilateralis CBS 781.70, 1779 nucleotides long. RefSeq names its product kinase-like protein. The transcript has a single exon. Gene Ontology annotation, biological process: protein phosphorylation. NCBI's taxonomy places the organism in Eukaryota, Fungi, Ascomycota, Dothideomycetes, Eremomycetales, Eremomycetaceae. The record is from RefSeq and is a predicted model, not a curated record. Gene Ontology annotation, molecular function: ATP binding; protein tyrosine kinase activity. The annotation marks the transcript as partial.